AUGGUUACCUGUGCAGUGGCAAGUUGUGAAAUGGAUUCUUUCGAGGCUGUUAAAACUGUUCAUGGCAGAAUCUUAUUAUUGGAACCAGAAAAUGUUGCAAGAAAGAUUAUUGGAUAUAUUUAUUUACAAGAAAUUCCUGACCAGGAAAUGAUUCGGUUAGCUUUAGGGCCAGAUAGCUUAAUCCACACGUUGAUACAGAAAGCAAAAACCGCACUUAGGUUAGCACCAGCUGUUUCACCUCCCAUUUCUCCUUCCAUUAACCCGAACCCUAUAUCAGUUCCGUCCCUUCACAUGAACCUCCCUCUACCUGCUUCGCCACGCCCAUUUCCAUCUGUGUCUUCACUUCGGAGGGUAGAUCCUUAUUUGCAUCCUCAGGUAGUUGCUGAGCAGCAGCGAGUGCAUACUUCACCUUUCAAAGUGUUAUCCUACUCUGAUUUAAAUCACUGUUUUCAAAACCAAUUUCAGGGUUUGGAGGAUCAGCUAGAGCUAGCCAACUCUGGGUCAUCAGGUUUUCCUAGUGAUUAUUAUUGUUCAGAAGCUGCAUUCCAUAAUCUGAGUAACAGAGGUUUGAGGAAUUCUCCGAUUUUAGUGGAUUACCCGGUUAAGGCUUGUCACUAUUUCAACAAGGGCUUUUGUAAGCAUGGAAGUAAGUGUAGGUAUUUUCACGGAGAAUAUUUUCCAGAGAGCUAUCAACAUAUGUUUGGUCUUAAUUCUCAUCAAUUUGACAACAAAGAUCAAGUGUUCCAGCCGGGGUCCCUUGAGAAAUUAGAACUGGAAAUCACAGAGCUAUUGAAAUCCAGGAGAGGUCAUCCUGUUUCCAUUGCAUCUCUGCCGAUGAUAUACUAUGAGAAAUUUGGUAAAACUCUACAAGCCGAAGGAUAUUUGACUGAAAGCCAAAGAAAUGGAAAAGCUGGUUAUAGUUUGACUAAACUUCUUGCUAGGUUGAAGAAUAGUAUUCGGCUCAUUGACAGGCCUCAUGGACAGCAUGCGAUAAUACUGGCUGAAGAUGCUCCAAAGUACUUUGACAUCCAGGGUGAAAUAAAUGAUCCCGGUCCGACUAUUAGCAGCUCUCGACAAAUUUAUCUAACAUUUCCAGCUGAGAGCACUUUUACUGAGGAAGAUGUAUCCAAUUACUUCAAUACUUUUGGUCCAGUUCAAGAUGUAAGAAUUCCCUGCCAGCAGAAACGGAUGUUUGGUUUCGUAACUUUUGUGGAUGCAGAUACUGUGAAGUUAAUUUUGUCCAAGGGAAAUCCACAUUAUGUUUGUGGGGCUCGUGUUCUUGUGAAACCUUAUAGAGAAAAGUCCAAGCUUGUUGAUGGGAAAUACCAAGUAAAACUUGAGCAUCCAAUGUAUUAUCACUCGCAACCAAUAGAAAUCGACUCUGAGCUUCUAGAGAAAUGGGAAUCCUCUAGGCUGCUCAGGAGGCAACUAAUGGAAGAGCAUGAAUGGGCCCUUGAACGUGAGGCAUUACGUCUCUCACAGCUCCAGAUAGCACAAAAGCCUCUGAUCAAUCAAUCCUGCUUGGGCUAUUCAGUGGAUGCGCCAAAAAUGCCUGAAGAUAAUUCCAAGUUCUCGUCUGUGCAUUUCAACUAUCUGUUUGAUGUUCUAAACAGUGGCUCUACGAGUGAUGAUAACUCCAAGCCCUUGAUUGCAAAUUACAGUGAUCAAGAGAGCAAUCACGGACUGCAUCUCCCUGACAGCCCUUUUGCAUCUGCAGUUGCUAGCAGCAUUUCUGCAGUCAUAUAG
Messenger RNA from Fraxinus pennsylvanica, 1746 nucleotides. Lineage: Eukaryota; Viridiplantae; Streptophyta; Magnoliopsida; Lamiales; Oleaceae. The record is from the annotation of a GenBank genome assembly.